Parus major (Great Tit) is the source of this 1829-nucleotide messenger RNA. It is a transcript of the gene PRKAR1A, whose product is annotated as protein kinase cAMP-dependent type I regulatory subunit alpha. Gene Ontology annotation, cellular component: cAMP-dependent protein kinase complex. Gene Ontology annotation, molecular function: cAMP-dependent protein kinase regulator activity. Bases 550 to 1698 code for a protein of 382 amino acids. The transcript is spliced from 11 exons. NCBI's taxonomy places the organism in Eukaryota, Metazoa, Chordata, Aves, Passeriformes, Paridae. The record is from RefSeq and is a predicted model, not a curated record. Gene Ontology annotation, biological process: regulation of protein phosphorylation.
UUUCCUGCACCGCUCUUGCCCUUCUCCCGUGGCCCGUGCCCGUGUCCGCUCACGGGGCGCAAUUUGCGGGCGGUCACGGAGCCGCCGGCGUUCUCCGGCGCUGGUUAAUUAGCGCUGACCUUCACCGUAAGGACUGGCAAAACAAAAGGAGUAACUGGAGAACUUCUCGGCGCUUUCUCAGCCCGUGGGAAGGCCACGCUUUGUGUUUAUGCAACGCACAAUACACGUGUGUAUGUGUGUGUCCUUGAGCAGGGAUUAAGUGUGACAAGAACGAAACCUUGUUAAAGUGUUGGUAAUUCCAUAUUAACUCGAAGCCUUCUGUAAUCUCCAGCAGCAGAAAGCGGAGGGGCACGUUGUUGUGUUGCCUCUGGGCUCUGGGUUUUCCUGCUGCUGCCUCAGCAGGAUAAAACCCAUGAUGUGACUUCAGUGACUUGUCAUUUCUCAAAAUUAUUGUGACUGAAUCCCUUUUUUCCCUUUCAAAAGCUGAUCCUGGGAUCAACAUAUCUUACUGCAUAUAAAUAAGCUGUUGCCACACUCCCUGUACCAGCAAUGGCAGCUUCCAGCAGCAGCAGCAGCGAGGAGGAGCGGAGCCUCCGGGAAUGUGAACUUUACAUCCAAAAACACAACAUCCAGCAACUGCUGAAGGAUUGCAUUGUACAGUUAUGCACAGUGAGACCUGAAAGACCCAUGGGAUUCAUCAGAGAGUACUUUGAGAGAUUGGAGAAGGAGGAAACAAAGCAGUUGUUGAAUCAGCUGAAGUCUGGUUCUCGCUCUGACUCCCGGGAGGAUGAGAUCUCCCCUCCUCCUCCCCUCAACCCUGUGGUUAAAUAUCGAUCACGACGUGGGGCCAUCAGUGCAGAAGUCUACACAGAAGAGGAUGCUGCAUCUUAUGUUAGAAAGGUUAUUCCAAAGGAUUACAAAACCAUGGCUGCUUUGGCAAAAGCAAUUGAGAAGAAUGUGCUGUUUACCCAUCUUGAUGAUAAUGAGAGGAGUGACAUCUUCGAUGCGAUGUUCCCUGUCACUUACAUCGCAGGAGAGACUGUCAUCCAGCAAGGUGAUGAAGGUGAUAACUUCUAUGUUGUUGAUCAAGGAGAAAUGGAUGUUUACGUGAACAGUGAGUGGGCCACCAGUGUGGGUGAGGGUGGGAGCUUUGGAGAGCUCGCUCUCAUCUACGGCACCCCCCGAGCUGCCACCGUCAAAGCCAAGACCAAUGUCAAGUUGUGGGGCAUUGACAGGGACAGCUACAGAAGGAUCCUGAUGGGAAAUACUUUGAGAAAGAGAAAUAUGUAUGAGAAGUUCCUUAGUAAAGUAUCUAUAUUGGAAUCUCUGGACAAGUGGGAGCGUCUGACUGUGGCUGAUGCCUUGGAACCGGUACAGUUUGAGGAUGGGCAGAAGAUUGUGGUCCAGGGAGAGCCAGGAGAUGAGUUCUUCAUUAUCUUGGAGGGCACAGCUGCAGUGUUACAGCGCCGGUCAGAAAAUGAGGAAUUUGUUGAAGUGGGCAGACUGGGACCUUCUGAUUACUUUGGUGAGAUUGCUCUGCUGAUGAACCGUCCUCGUGCUGCCACCGUCGUGGCUCGUGGCCCCUUGAAAUGUGUGAAGCUGGACCGGCCCCGGUUCGAGCGUGUGCUGGGUCCCUGCUCGGAUAUCCUCAAGAGGAACAUCCAGCAGUACAACAGUUUUGUAUCACUGUCUGUCUGAAACCUUCCUCCCUGUCCAAGCCAUGCUUCACAAAUGCAGACUGCUUUCUUCCCCUUGUGCAGAGCCACUGGCAUUUGCAGCUUCCUGUCCUGUUAAAAAAAAAAAAAAAAAAAAAAAAAAAAGGAAAAAAA